Messenger RNA from Symbiodinium necroappetens, 789 nucleotides. Lineage: Eukaryota; Dinophyceae; Suessiales; Symbiodiniaceae. The record is from the annotation of a GenBank genome assembly.
GCUUUGAGAAAUGCCCUCCAUACCGGGAGUUUGCAACCGGCAGGGCUUGGGGAGAUGGCUGGAGAGGGCUUGGGACGAGUGGACGAGCCGACCCCUGAAACCGGGACGAGAGGAGACAAAGAUGUGAAAGCGGCUCCCAUUCCUGACGAUCUGCUGAACCUGGACACUGCCAACCUUUUUGACAAGACUCGCACGAUUCAGGGCGAGGUGGUGCGCAGUUGCCGCAAGGGUGCCAAGCAGGUUGCCACUGUGGGACCGGCUUCCAGCAGUAUGGAAAUGUUGGAGAAGCUCUUCCUUUGCGGAGUUGACGUCUUUCGGCUCAACUUUUCGCACGGCGAGCAUGAAGAGAAGCUGGAUCUCAUCGACAAGAUCCGUGACAUUGAGGACAAGUACAGGCAUCCCAUCGCCAUUCUGGGGGACUUGCAGGGUCCGAAACAGCGCUGUGGCAAGUUCGAGGAUCCCGAUGGCGUGGAGCUGAAGCUCGGCCAGCUUUUUCGUUUCGACAUGGACCCCGCGCUGGGCAACGAGAAGCGGGUCCAGCUGCCCCACCCCGAGAUUCUGGAGGCUCUGGAGCCUGGCAAGGAUCAGCGCCUCUUGCUGGAUGAUGGCAAGAUCCGGAUGAAGGUGGUUCGCAAGGGCUACCUCGUGGAUGGCCAGGAAGUCGAGCAGGAAGCAGCUGGAGCCACACCUUUCGUGGAAUGCGAGGUCACCGUCCCCGGCCACCUUGGAGCCCGGAAGGGUGUGAACACGCCGGACGUCAUCCUGAACAUGUCUCCAAUAACCCCCAAG